AUGUCAACACGCUGGUCAAGCCACCUGCGUUCCCCCUACAGCUGUCACGAGCUGUUUGGUUUUGACAUCAUGCUGGAUGAGAACCUCCAAGCAGCAUGGGUUCUGAGGUCAACAUCUCACCAAGGGCCAGAUGAUCAGAGAUGUGUUGAACCUGGCGGGUUCCUUCUGCCUCAGAGAGAAGAGGUGCUUCCCUCCGCCAGCAGCUCUGCCAGCAGUCUGUGUGGAGGGACACGGGAGAGAUCCAGACCUGAGAUUUCAACUGAUGAGAAAGUCAAGCGGGCCUUCUACCUGAGCCAGCGCUUCGCAGAUCAGGACUUCUUGUCCUCCGUCCUGGACGUUCUGACUCCAGAGGACGUACGAGUCCUGGCUGAGACUGAGGACGAGCUGAGCAGGAAGGGAGAGUUUGAACGAGUGUUUCCCUCACACUGCUCCUCACGAUACCUGCGCUUCUUCAAACAACCACGCUACCUCAACAUCCUGCUCAACCAGUGGGAGACGAAGUACGGACAUAACAGGAGAGAAGGAGUCUGUGUGCUGAGGAGUCUGUGUCAGAGAGGAGUCCAUCUAGGAACCACCGACCCUGCACAUCUAUGGUCCAAGUCGACCUACGACCCCAGGUCUGAUCACCCCAGGCAGGAGCCAAGCAGAUCGAGUGUGGUGGUGAGUCACAGAACCAGGCCCCAGCCAGACCAGGAGGAGUACUGUUUCUCCCAGGAGGUCACCACCUCCCUCCUGGGCUCCUCCAGCCUGACCACCGAGUCUACAGCCAGCGUGCCACCCAGAGAUGAGGAGUUGGAGGGUUAACCGGCUCUCACUGCACCCUAACGCUGUUGACUUCUUAAAGAAGGCAUAAACACAUCCCGCGUUUGGGCAGGGGAUGUGAACGCCGUAGGUGUGAUGGAGGGUCAACGUGAACACCUUUCUCUCUCUCUCUCUCGAUGCAUAUUCCUCUUUUCACUACCAUAGUCUGAACUGGAGAGGGACAAACAGCUGAGUGUUGGUCCUGGAUAAGGGGGUGGGGCUUCUCUGGACCAGGUGGACAGACAGCAGCUUUGGCCAAUCGACCGAGGAGAAAAUCCAAGGCUGCUCUGCCUACUUAGAGCCAGUCCAAUCAGGUUCCACUCCUAGGUGUGUUUACGUCAAAUAUAAAUCAACAUUUAUUGGUACACAAAUUUUGUUAUUGCAGGUGCAGUGAAAUGCUUGUUUCUAGCAUUUCAGGCUUGUUACUAUGGGAUGGUAGAUAUAACUGCAUUUCAGGCUUGUUACUAUGGGAUGGGUAACUGCAUUUCAGGCUAGUUAUUAUGGGAUGGGUAAAUAUAACUGCAUUUCAGGCUAGUUACUAUGGGAUGGGUAGAUAUAACUGCAUUUCAGGCUAGUUACUAUGGGAUGGGUAGAUAUAACUGCAUUUCAGGCUAGUUACUAUGGGAUGGGUAGAUAUAACUGCAUUUCAGGCUAGUUACUAUGGGAUGGGUAGAUAUAACUGCAUUUCAGGCUUGUUACUAUGGGAUGGGUAAAUAUAACUGCAUUUCAGGCUAGUUACUAUGGGAUGGGUAGAUAUAACUGCAUUUCAGGCUAGUUACUAUGGGAUGGGUAGAUAUAACUGCAUUUCAGGCUUGUUAUUAUGGGAUGGGUAAAUAUAUCUGCAUUUAUUUGGCUGGUCAUUUUACAUAUGCUUCACAAUUUUUACAAUUUGAAGUUGUAACAAUAAUUGUUAUGAAUAAAUAAUUGAAUUAACAGUUGUUCUAUCAGUCCCAGAUUAGGGAAAUAACUGCUCAGGUUCAUACAUUAAAACUGAUAUUUGAAGAAUGA
This is a messenger RNA of Oncorhynchus nerka (sockeye salmon), 1809 nucleotides long. Its product is annotated as tubulin monoglutamylase TTLL4-like. The transcript has 7 exons. Lineage: Eukaryota; Metazoa; Chordata; Actinopteri; Salmoniformes; Salmonidae. Bases 1 to 804 code for a protein of 267 amino acids. The record is from RefSeq and is a predicted model, not a curated record.